AUGGCUCCAUCAUUGGAAGUCCCCGUGGCAUCUACGCCUGCACCCUUGGGAAACAUCGUCGUCCCUAAGAAGGAGAUUACAACUGACAACAAGUUUGGAUACGUCCCUGGUCGAACUACCGUGGAAGACCAUACCAACUACGCUCACGAUGACCUGCUACCUUCCUUUCCUGACAUCCACUGGGCCCCUUUGGAGUACACACCUUACGAGGACCGAGGCUUGAGGGGGGAUCCCAAGUUCCGUAACCUAUUGAAAGACGCUACCGCUGUAUUCGAUUACAACCCCAAGAUUGGCACUGAGAUUCACGGCGUGGAUCUGGCGAAUCUCACCGAGGCUCAGAAGGAUGACCUAGCCCGGUUGAUCGCCUACCGAGGAGUUGUCUUUUUCCGUGCUCAGAAGAACCUUGAUAUUGAUGCCCAGCGGGAUCUGGGAAGACACUUUGGGAAGCUCCACAAGCAUGCUACUACUGCUGUCCCAAAGAAGAAGGGUCUCGAGGACGUUCACGUCGUGUACUCCGGUGACAACGCAGGAGAUAACCGGGCACUCUUCAGCCCAAGCUUUUUAUGGCACUCAGACGUCACUUAUGAAGUACAACCACCAUCAUACACCUCACUGAAACUUCUCACGGGCCCACCCCCUCGGCGGAGGCGGCGACACUCUCUGAGCCUAACAGCCCUCCACUCCGCCGACAUGCAAGCAAACGACUCUCGAGCCAUCGGUCGACCCGUCCGCCGCGAACCAGUAACAACCGUACACCCCCUCAUCCGCACAAACCCCGUCACCGGCUGGAACGCGCUCUUCUUUAACCCGGGCUUCGUCACCAAGAUCAUCGGUAUCCCCAAGGCUGAGAGUGAUGCUAUCAUCAAGUACCUCACGGACGUUGUCGCCACCACCCAGGAGAUGCAUGCCCGUUUCCAGUGGGGUAAGGAUGACGUUGCGUUUUGGGAUAACAGGACGACGACUCAUUCCGCGUCGUAUGGCUUCACUCCACACCGACGCCAUGCCGUUCGUGUCGCUAUCCAAGCUGAGCGACCUGUCCUGUUGGAAUCAGGUAAAUCCCAAGAAGAAGACUUGGCUGCCUUGUAUGGACUGCCGGCGGUUAACAAGGAUGGAUCUCGACAGUCAAAUUAUAAUGACUGA
This is a messenger RNA of Penicillium cataractarum, 1140 nucleotides long. RefSeq names its product TauD/TfdA dioxygenase family protein. The coding region runs from base 1 to 1140 and encodes 379 amino acids. Gene Ontology annotation, cellular component: cytoplasm. The record is from RefSeq and is a predicted model, not a curated record. Gene Ontology annotation, molecular function: 2-oxoglutarate-dependent dioxygenase activity. NCBI's taxonomy places the organism in Eukaryota, Fungi, Ascomycota, Eurotiomycetes, Eurotiales, Aspergillaceae. The transcript has 5 exons.